Messenger RNA from Debaryomyces hansenii CBS767, 1926 nucleotides. It is a transcript of the gene LKH1, whose product is annotated as bifunctional aminopeptidase/epoxide hydrolase. The record is from RefSeq and is a predicted model, not a curated record. The transcript has a single exon. Bases 1 to 1926 code for a protein of 641 amino acids. Gene Ontology annotation, molecular function: zinc ion binding; epoxide hydrolase activity; aminopeptidase activity. NCBI's taxonomy places the organism in Eukaryota, Fungi, Ascomycota, Pichiomycetes, Serinales, Debaryomycetaceae. Gene Ontology annotation, cellular component: cytosol. Gene Ontology annotation, biological process: proteolysis.
AUGACUUUAGAAUAUAUUAACAAGAAAAGGCCUUCGGUAAGCCCUGAAUUGGAUCCUUGUUCGAAUUCAAAUUAUAAGGAUUUUCAAGUGCUGAACACUGAACUAGAUAUCAGUGUAUCGUUUGAUAAAAAGAUAGUCCUGGGACAAGUUACUUAUAAGUUAACUGCCAAAACACCUAAUACAACAAGCAUUGUGUUGGAUACCUCAUACUUAAAGAUAAUUAAAAUUCGAAUAAAUGGUUUACCAAGUGAUAAUUACGAGCUUGUAAAAAGGAAAGAGCCAUUUGGAUCACCAUUGAAGAUUUCAUUACCAACUACAAUUAACAAAGAAUUCGAGUUGAACAUUGAGUUCUCCACUACAGAUAAAUGUACAGCAUUACAAUUCAUUGAAAAAGAAGCGACAGAUGGCCAAACCGCUCCAUAUUUGUUUUCCCAAUGUCAAGCGAUUCAUGCCAGAAGCUUAUUCCCGUGUUUUGAUACCCCAGGAAUAAAAAGUCCUUACAAUAUGAAAGUUAAGUCUCCAUAUGCAUGUCUAAUGUCUGGUAGACCAAAGGAAACCAAUGAGGAAGGAGUGUAUUGUUUUCAUCAACCUAUUCCAAUUCCGUCGUAUUUGGUGGCAUUAGCAUCUGGGGAUUUGGCAUCUGCUCCAAUAGGGCCAAGAUCAACAGUUUAUUCAGAAAGAGUAGGAUUAAGUGAUUGUCAAUGGGAAUUCGAAAAGGACAUGGAGAAUUUCAUACAAGUAGCUGAAGGUUUAAUAUUCAAGUACGAAUGGUUGAAGUUUGAUGCAUUGAUUUUACCUCUGAGCUUCCCAUAUGGUGGAAUGGAGAAUCCAAAUAUUACUUUUGCUACACCAACAUUAAUCAGCAAAGACAGGUCACAAGUUAAGGUUAUGGCGCAUGAAUUAGCCCAUUCUUGGCUGGGGAAUUUGGUUACGAAUUGUUCUUGGGAACAUUUCUGGUUAAAUGAAGGGUGGACAGUUUAUUUAGAAAGAAGAAUAAUUGGAGGAAUAGCUGCAGCAGAAGCUAAAUCAUUGGGUGAAAAAGAGGCGGCCCAAUAUGGGGAAAAAAGGAGACACUUUUCUGCUAUUGUUGGUUGGAAUUCGUUGGUUGAUUCUGUUAAAACUUUAGACCCGAAAUAUACGUCUCUAGUUUGGAAUCUCAAGGAAGGAUCAGAUCCAGAUGAUGCAUUCUCUCGUAUUCCAUACGAAAAAGGUUUCAAUUUCUUAUUCUACAUUGAACAACAAGUCGGCGGUAUCAAAGAAUUUGAUCCAUUCAUACCUUACUACUUCAAGAAAUUUCGUUAUGAAUCGUUAGAUACAUAUCAAUUCAUAGAUGUAUUAUAUGAGUUCUUUGAACCUCGUGGAAAGGCAGCAAAGUUAGAUGCCAUUGAUUGGAAGGGUUGGAUAUUUGGCGAAGGAUUGCCGCCUAAUAUUCCUCAAUUUGAUCCCAGCUUAGCUGACGAAUGUUAUAGAUUAGUUGAUAAAUGGGUCGAUUUUGCGAAAUCUAAUUCAACAGACAUUUCUGGAUUUAAUGAAUCAAGAGAUAUUGGAAAUUUCGAACCUGAUCAACAUAAGCUUUUCCUUGAAUCAUUAACAGAAAAAUUCGGGGCAUACUCCGUUUCCGAGCAGAUUAUCAGGAAGUUACCAUCAAUUUAUCCUUUCUAUGCGGCAAGCACUAAUGGAGAGAUAAAAUCAAGCUGGAAUGAAUUACUUAUUAGAUUUGGAAACUAUAACACUACGGAUCAAAUAGUCCAGGAUUUUGCAAUGUGGCUAGGAACGGUUGGUAGAAUGAAAUUUGUGAGGCCUGGUUACAAAUUAUUGCAAGCCUAUGUUAGCAAAGAAUUUGCCAUUAGCACGUUCACAAAAUUCGAGAGCAGCUAUCAUCCCAUUUGCAAGACCAUGGUCAAGAAGGAUUUGAGUCUAAUUUAG